UUUAAAGUCUGAAGUCCUCCUCAAACAAGUUUUGCCAGGUGUUACAAACCACUCAUUUGACCUCAUUCCUAUUUCAGUUCUUCUUUCAAGGCAGCUGUGUUUGAUCUUCUUGCCCAGCAUUCCAGGUGCUGUUCUUUGGAUUUGGGUGGCUCUUCUUCAUGCGAAAGCUCUUCAAGGAUUAUGAGGUGCGACAGUAUGUAGUCCAAGUGAUCUUCUCUGUGACUUUUGCCUUCUCUUGCACCAUGUUUGAACUMAUCAUCUUUGAAAUUUUGGGAGUGCUGAAUAGCAGCUCUCGAUAUUUUCAUUGGAAGCUGAACCUGUGUGUCAUUUUGCUCAUCCUGGUCUUCAUGGUGCCCUUCUACAUUGGUUACUUUGUUGUGAGCAAUAUCAGAUUAUUGCACAGACAGAAACUCCUUUUUGCCUGUGUUGUGUGGUUGACAUUCAUGUAUUUCUUCUGGAAGCUGGGGGAUCCAUUUCCUAUCCUCAGCCCAAAACAUGGAAUCCUGUCUAUAGAACAGCUCAUCAGCCGUGUUGGUGUGAUUGGGGUGACACUCAUGGCUUUGCURUCAGGAUUUGGGGCUGUCAACUGUCCAUACACUUACAUGUCCUACUUUCUCAGGAAUGUGACAGAUGCAGAUAUUCUGGCUCUGGAGCGACGACUGCUUCAGACUAUGGACAUGAUUGUUAGCAAGAAAAAAAGGAUAGCGGUGGCUCACAGGACAAUGUUCCAGAGAGGAGAAGUGCAUAACAAACCCACUGGCUUCUGGGGAAUGAUAAAAAGUGUUACAACAUCUGUUCCUGGCAGUGAAAAUCUGUCCCUUAUCCARCAAGAAGUGGAUGCCCUGGAAGAAUUGAGUCGGCAGCUUUUCCUAGAAACUGCUGACUUGCAUGCAACAAAGGAAAGAAUAGAGUACUCCAAAACYUUCCAAGGAAAAUACUUUAACUUUUUGGGUUAUUUUUUCUCCAUCUAUUGUGUCUGGAAAAUCUUCAUGGCAACCAUCAAUAUUGUGUUUGACCGUGUGGGGAAGACUGAUCCAGUCACAAGAGGAAUUGAGAUCACUGUAAAUUACCUGGGAAUCCAAUUUGAUGUCAAAUUCUGGUCUCAGCACAUUUCCUUUAUUCUUGUUGGAAUAAUCAUUGUUACCUCUAUUAGAGGGUUGUUAAUCACACUUACAAAGUUCUUCUAUGCCAUUUCCAGCAGCAAGUCCUCCAAUGUUAUUGUUCUGCUGUUAGCACAGAUCAUGGGAAUGUACUUUGUGUCAUCYGUGCUCCUGAUCCGCAUGAGCAUGCCUCUGGAAUACCGCACCAUCAUUACAGAAGUCCUGGGAGAGCUCCAGUUCAACUUCUAUCACCGUUGGUUUGAUGUGAUAUUCCUAGUUAGUGCCCUCUCCAGUAUCCUCUUCCUCUAUUUAGCACACAAACAAGCCCCAGAAAAGCAUAUGGCCCUCUGAGGCAGAACUGAGUUGUGCACUGCUCUCUGUCCUGCACUGCUGYAACUCCUGUGGAUUGCAGAACUCAGAGAGACAGGACUGUUCUGUGUGUUCUGGCAGUGUAACUGCAAAACUUGGUGAGGCAGGACUAUUCUGUGUGUUCUGGCUCUUUGAACCUCCACACGUGUCAUCAUCAAGCUCUCUGGCACAUUUUGUUCAGUGCCACAGCUGGGAGGGAAGGGCUGUGUGUAUUGAACAUGAAUCAGUUCAUUGCCAAGCGAUAAAGGCAAUCCUGGGUACUUCGCUAUCCAGGGGCAUCAGAACUUGUGGUAAGCUGGCUGAGGGAACACCUUUUACUGUUGGAACAACAUCUUCAUAGAAGGCACCAGGAAAUGUGAUUUUUCUUUUGAAAAUCAAYGCAUAAUUGGGAUUUGGAGGAUGGCAAUUCUGGAAUUGAAUGUUUGCGUCUGUGGAAUUAAAGAAGUUUUUGUAAUA
Messenger RNA from Malurus melanocephalus (red-backed fairy wren), 1925 nucleotides. It is a transcript of the gene GPR89B, whose product is annotated as G protein-coupled receptor 89B. Gene Ontology annotation, cellular component: Golgi cisterna membrane. Gene Ontology annotation, biological process: intracellular pH reduction. Bases 159 to 1451 code for a protein of 430 amino acids. Gene Ontology annotation, molecular function: voltage-gated monoatomic anion channel activity. Lineage: Eukaryota; Metazoa; Chordata; Aves; Passeriformes; Maluridae. The transcript is spliced from 14 exons. The record is from RefSeq and is a predicted model, not a curated record.